Molecule: messenger RNA, 1194 nt
Organism: Gavia stellata (red-throated loon)
Lineage: Eukaryota; Metazoa; Chordata; Aves; Gaviiformes; Gaviidae
Gene: TADA1
Product: transcriptional adaptor 1
Exons: 8
Coding region: 31-1038 (335 amino acids)
Biological process (GO): regulation of transcription by RNA polymerase II
Cellular component (GO): SAGA complex
Molecular function (GO): transcription coactivator activity
Source: RefSeq, a predicted model, not a curated record
UUGCCGCUCUCUCCGGUGGCGGCGGUGGUGAUGGCGACGUACGUGAGCGAGCUGGAGGCGGCCAAAAAGAGCCUGAGCGAGGCGCUGGGCGAGAAUGUGAAGCAGUACUGGGCCAACUUGAAGCUCUGGUUCAAGCAAAAAAUCAGUAAGGAGGAGUUUGACCUGGAAGCACGCAGGCUUCUCACGCAAGACAAUGUCCACUCUCACAACGAUUUCCUCCUGGCCAUUCUUACCCGAUGCCAGAUCUUGGUUUCCGCACCAGAAGGUGCUGGAUCUCUGCCAUGGCCAGGUGGCUCUGCAACUAAACCUGGAAAACCCAAAGGAAAGAAAAAGAUUUCUUCGGUUCGACAAAAGUUUGAUCACCGGUUCCAACCUCAGAAUCCGUUGUCUGGAGCCCAGCAAUUUGUGGCAAAGGAUCCGCAGGAGGAUGAUGAUUUGAAGCUCUGUUCUCAUACCAUGAUGCUUCCUACACGUGGCCAGUUAGAAGGAAGGAUGAUCGUAACUGCGUACGAGCAUGGGCUAGAUAAUGUCACAGAGGAGGCGGUGACCGCGGUUGUUUAUGCUGUGGAGAACCAUCUUAAGGAUAUUCUGACAUCUGUGAUAUCCAGGCGGAAAGCCUAUCGUCUGAGAGAUGGCCAUUUCAAGUAUGCCUUCGGAAGCAAUGUUAACCCUCAGCCGUAUCUGAAGAACAGUGUUGUUGCUUAUAACAAUUUAAUUGAGUGCCCUCCAACCUGCGCAACACCUUCUGCCAGCCAGAGUCUAGCUCCCCAGCCCCCGCCCGAUGAUGCUGAGCAGCAGGCAGCUCUACUUCUAGCAUGCUCUGGAGACACCUUACCAGCAUCCCUCCCGCCAGUGAACAUGUAUGACCUUUUUGAAGCAUUACAGGUGCACAAAGAAGUUAUUCCUGCGCACACUGUCUACGCUCUAAACAUUGAGAGAAUUGUCAUGAAACUGUGGCAUCCAAACCACGAGGAGCUACAGCAGGAUAAAAUCCAUCGCCAGCGCUUGGCAGCAAAGGAGGGCCUUCUACUCUGCUAGAGCUAGGCAGCCAUGUCAGGCCUCAGAUGGCUACAGUGCUGUUCCUUGGACUUCACAUUCAGAUGCUUCUUGCAAAUCUGUGUCAGCAUUUCAAGGAUGGUGUAAGUUAUGAGUCAACUUUUCCUAUGGAAAUAUGACUGAGUUGCGGUACACUUU